UGCAUAACAUAUAUAUAAGACACGUGUCCAUAUGAUAAAUUUUAUAAAAAAUGUGUGUGUCAUUAUUUACGCGUCAUUAUUUGUGAGACGUGAGAUUGAUUUUGUCAAUCGAAUUUCUUUGGAGGCUGAAGAGACUCGUGAUACAAUGAGUAAAAUAUGUUUGUUACGACAAUUGUAUUAUCGCUUCGACUAUAUACGUAUAUUUAUCGCAAUAUAACAACGCAAAUAAACCAUCUUGACAAAGUUCUUUUUGCAAGAUAACCUUGUCCGUGGGAUUUUAAGUUUUGUCUUUAACCAAGAAUGAUGAGAUCAAUGCAUAGAAUUGCAAAUUUAAGAAUACGAUAUUUUAUAUUGUAUCUUGGAGGAAGUCUUAUCUUGACAAUAAAACGUUAGACAACAACCUGCAAAAAUUACCAACCAUCUUGCUCCAAAAUAACGUAAACUAAUGCGUCGUAACUGUUGCUGUUACAUGGAGUCCAACUUGUGCUGGGAGAAAUUCACCCACGUUCAUUUAUCGUAUGGUCAUUGCUACAUAAAAAUUCUUCACGAUGCAAAAGUGGAUGACGGUGGUUCGAUUAAUGACACUCGUUUUGACGAUGCUCGGAUUCGUCGUGGGACAACAAGUAGAUAACUUUAAUACUGAACUGGUAGCGGAACAAGAUGACACUCUCCUUUUAUUCUCUACACUUGGUGGAUUGCUUGUGGGUGUUGACCAGCGUUCUGGAAAAAUACAAUGGCAGCAAGAUGAUGAACCUGUGGUUAAAAUGCCUAUCAAUCUGUCAGGAACUAAAAUGCCUAUAUUUCUACCAGAUCCCAGAGAUGGUUCACUCUAUCUAUUUGGUAGAGAAUCAGAGGCAUUGAAAAAGUUGCCAUUUACUAUUCCUCAGUUAGUCGCCAGUAGUCCAUGUAGAAGCAGCGACGGUAUAUUGUAUACCGGCAGAAAAAUUGACACUUGGUUUAGUAUCGAUCCAACGACUGGUGAAAGGGAACAGCUUUUAAGUUUUUAUACAGUAAAAGAUACGUGUCCUUUGGAAAUGCAGAAUACUAUUUUCGUUGGUCGUACGGAAUACAAUAUUAUCAUGGUCGACAGCAAGCACAAAGACAGAAAAUGGAACGUAACAUUCUAUGAUUAUUCAGCUAUGCAAAUGGAACCUGAUGUGAUAGACAACUAUGAUUUGGUACAUUUUACUGCAAGUUCGACAGGUCGUGUAGUAACCUUGGAUAGGAGAUUAGGCAGAAUUCUUUGGAAAUUGGAUUUAAAAAGUCCGGUGAUAGCUAUGUAUACUGUAACCAAAGAUGGAUUGUUGACAAUUCCUUUCAAGAGUAUUGGCGAUUUGUUAUGGGAAAAAUUCGCAACAAAGCCAACUGACGUUGAAUUGUUCCCAACUUUGUACAUUGGACAGCAUCAAUAUGGUCUCUAUGCCUUACCAUCGCUUGUCGAUUUGGACACAACAACUAUAUCAAGUAAUAUAGAACACUUAUUACUAGAGGGACCAUUGGUGACGUCGCAAAUUGAUACGAAUAAUAAAGUACCAUUGCCAAGGGAUCAUGUUUCUAAUAUAGCUGACGAUAGUUAUCAAAACGUCAAUCGUACUGAAAAUGUUAUUAUGUUAGGUCAUUACAAGAUACCUGCGGAAUACAAACCGCAAAAUCAGCUCCUUCAAAUAACCGGGCGAUCCGAUCCGGUAAUAUUAGAGUCUUCAGCGUUAAAUGUCACUGGGACCAAAUUAUCUAUCACUGUGCAGUCGGAUAUAUCAAAUGAUUCCAUACAGUUAGAAAAUAAUCAAAAUUGGCAAAGAAUUAUAUCAAGAACUUACAAUGCAAGCAAAAUAUGGCUUAGUCAACAGGAAAAUAUAGAUAAGCUGAUCAUGAUCCCAAUUAUGUUGACAAUUGGUACAAUUGUAAUUUGGUAUAUAUAUAAGCAAUGUAAGGAGCAACCCCAGCAAUUGUCACAGGAUUCACGUGAAAGCAGUCGUAUGAAUCAUUCUGGUAAAUCAGGCAAUUCAGUUGUUAUGCCAGAAGAGAUUGGGAAUGGCUUAGUUAAAGUAGGAAAAAUUACAUUCAAUACGGAAGAAGUUCUUGGCAAAGGAUGCGAAGGAACAUUUGUCUACAAAGGCGAAUUCGAUGGUCGUGCUGUAGCUGUGAAGCGCUUAUUGCCAGAGUGUUUUACAUUUGCGGAUAGAGAGGUAGCUCUCUUAAGAGAAUCAGAUGCACAUGCAAAUGUAGUCAGAUAUUUUUGUACCGAACAAGAUCGUAUGUUCAGAUACAUUGCUUUGGAGCUAGCAGAAGCCACUUUACAAGAUUACGUGGCAGGCAAAUACGAUCGAGAAAAGAUAUCUGUGAAAAAUAUUUUGCAUCAAGCUACAUCUGGAUUAGCACAUCUUCAUUUCUUAGAUAUUGUUCACAGAGACAUUAAGCCUCAUAAUGUCUUACUCUCUGUACCUGGACCUCGUGGAGAGGUACGCGCUAUGAUAUCAGAUUUUGGAUUGUGUAAAAAACUUCAACUCGGCCGCGUAUCAUUUUCACGGAGAUCCGGUGUCACUGGAACUGACGGUUGGAUCGCGCCAGAGAUGCUGAACGGAGAAAGAACCACGUGCGCGGUUGAUAUUUUCUCGCUUGGAUGCGUUUUUUACUAUGUUCUUUCCGGUGGCAAGCAUCCUUUUGGUGAUACGUUACGGAGACAAGCUAAUAUUCUCUGUGACGAGAGCAAUUUAACAGCUCUUCAAAAUGUAUCUUCGAGUGAUAGAGAAUUAAUUUUGUUGCUUAUCAAGGCAAUGAUAUGUAGCAAUCCUACCAGGAGGCCGCCAGCUUCUGCAAUUUGUAAUUAUCCAUUCUUCUGGAAUUUAGCAGAGAUUCUGGGCUUCUUUCAGGAUGUCAGUGACCGAGUGGAAAAAGAUCAAUCCGACAGCCCAGCCCUAAUAGCGUUGGAAACUUGCAGCAAACGCGUAACAGGAGAUGAUUGGAGAUUGUAUAUAGAUCUCGAAGUUGCAACAGAUUUGCGCAAAUAUAGAAGUUACCGAGGCGAGAGCGUAAGAGACUUACUCAGGGCUUUACGAAACAAGAAGCAUCACUACAGAGAAUUGAGCCCAAAGGCACAGGAGAGUCUCGGCGAGGUUCCUAACAAAUUUACGGAAUAUUGGUUAUUGAGAUUCCCAUGUUUAUUGUGCCACGUAUGGUGCGCGAUGCAAAAUUUUCGAAACGAGUCGAGUCUAAAACAAUAUUAUCACCCACAUUAUAUUUUUGCAAGUGCUUACGAGGGACAACAACCGAUUAUACAGACGAAUCGAGUUAGUAACGCUCUAUCGACGUCGACCAAAACGCGACAAACGAACGGCAUCGAUUGGAGUCCCAAUCGUACAAGGUACCGUGGUCAGAGAAGGAAACAGGAAAAAAAGAAGCAAGAAGAAUCAACACUAUGGUUGUUGCAUCCGGCGAAUUGAAUAGCUCUCAGAGCACAGCAAAAUAAAGUAAAGAUGAAGAAAAGAUCCACGACUGUACGCGGGUAUAGUUGGAAUCGUGGUUCCGAUAUAAUAAUACAACCAACACAUAUAUAAGAUUAUAGUUUCGUUUUUGAUCGAGGAAGAGAACUUUCUAAAGAAAUUGUUCUAAUUGUAAGUCUUUCUUUGUACAGUAGCAUACUUAAGAUUACACAUGUAUCUUUCAUAUUAUUUUUAAUCUGCGAUAGAAAUGCCAAGUUUAUGUAACUUUUUUGUAAGACAUGUCGAUAUCUCUUUUUUUAAGUAAUAUUUGAUGUAAAAUAUAUAAAAACUGAAUAAGAAUGAGAGAAAUGCGCAACUCUUUCUAAGAAAGGCAAUCGCUUUUUCUUUUUGCUUCAUAUUGCCUACAGAUAACGAGAGAACUUGACUUAUGGUUGUCUUAUCUUAUCGUUCGUUGUCUUUGUGCCUUCAACACGAGCCUACCUGUAUAAAUUUCACGAUUAAUAACUGUAGCUUUUAUAUAAGGCAUUAUCAUAAAAAAUAGGACUAGUACUUUGAAAAUCGCAAACUCCACUACCAGAAUUCUGGAAGUUCCUUCAAAACAUUUCGUAGCAAUGAUAUUCUCGAUAGCAGUUUGCGAUGAAUUACAGUCGUUGAUUUAAACGUUUCAUAUAAAAUCUUAUAGCAUUCAAUCAUUGAUUGUUUGCUGUGGUCAAAUAAAAUAUUUGAAAAAAAAUAAACCUUAUAAAAUACUGUUUAAUUAGAGAAAUGUAAAAUUUGGAUUAUCAUUUUUGGUCAAGAAUACUCCCUUUUUCAUACUUUCUUCUCACUCUAAAAAACAAAAGGCAAAAUACAUUUUAAAUGUAGAAAAAAUGCGUAUUAUACAUGUGUAGAUGCACGCGUGCGCGCACACGCAUAUUUACAUUUAUGUAUACAUAUUAUAAUACGGAAACGGAUGUUGUUAAAUAAAGUAAGAGUUUAACGAAAAUAUUAAAAUAUAAAUAUCGAAUAAAAUCAUGUUAACUAAAUAAUAUAACAAAAUUAUUAUUUUGUUAAUCAGGCGGUAGCAGUCGCCAAAUGGAAUAUACAAUGGCUGUGUGUGAAAAUUUUGUACAUAGAUAUAUAAAAAUGUAUGUUAUAGAUAUUUAUAUACUUUACUCUUUGUACGUGUAACUUAUGUAUGUGUACCUGUAUAUGCUUUCUGUACAUACGUAUUAUAUAUUAUUUUUUAAUUUAAAUGGAACUUAUGUGCAAAUGUCUGAAAAAUGUUUUAUGUAAUACCAUCUAUUUUUUAUGUCCAUAGUAUUUUAUAGCAAAACGCUCCGACUUUCUCUAUUGUAAAGUCGAAUAAGAUUUUUAAUCUUAACUUUUAUUCUAAUAUAAUUUUGAAUUAAGAACUACAUUAUGUAAUUUAGCACUCGUACAUUCAUUUAUGUCUUCAAAUAUACUUAUUUAAAUAUAUGCAUAUUCGGAGCAUAUUUGCAAAUUGAGAAACUGUACGACAUUAUUAAGUGUCUGAUGUAUAAGAUAUAACACAAGGACUAAAUUUGCGAAACGUGCGUCACAUCGCAUCAUUAUAUCUUUACCGUUCAUUCGAUGUAAAAUAAAAAUGAAAUGAUAUGCAAGUUAUACACAAAAUGAAGAGAUUAAUAUUGUACAAUAUUAAACUAUCAAACAAAUAAAACAUAAUAGUGAAUAGAUUAA
Molecule: messenger RNA, 5141 nt
Organism: Monomorium pharaonis (pharaoh ant)
Lineage: Eukaryota; Metazoa; Arthropoda; Insecta; Hymenoptera; Formicidae
Gene: Ire1
Product: serine/threonine-protein kinase/endoribonuclease IRE1
Exons: 11
Coding region: 549-3440 (963 amino acids)
Biological process (GO): IRE1-mediated unfolded protein response; mRNA processing; intrinsic apoptotic signaling pathway in response to endoplasmic reticulum stress
Cellular component (GO): IRE1-TRAF2-ASK1 complex
Molecular function (GO): protein serine/threonine kinase activity; RNA endonuclease activity; ATP binding
Source: RefSeq, a predicted model, not a curated record